AAAAGAUAGAAGAAAUGGGCCGAGAAAGAGGCAGUGCAAUGAUUAUGUUGACUCUAAUGUUAUGUUUUCAGAGCAGCUUUGCAGCCACUUUCAUGGUGGGUGAUGCUUCUGGUUGGGGUUUCGAUGUGAGCAAUUGGCCCAAGGGAAAAACCUUCAAGGCGGGUGAUGUCCUUGAGUUUACGUAUAAUCGAGCGAAUCACGACGUUGCAGUAGUAGAUAAAGAAGCAUAUGAGUCGUGUAAAAUUCCACAAGAAGCUCCAGUUUUUGAGACGGGAGAUGACCUUAUUCCGCUUAAAAAGGGAGAUAACUAUUUUGUAUGUGGUUUCCCAGGUCACUGUGAAGGUGGCAUGAAAAUAGCUAUUACUGCUACGUAGUCAUCUCGAUUCGUUAUUUUACAAUAAAUAUAUAAAUAAAUUUCUUUUCUUUCUUAUUUCAUCA
Gossypium raimondii (Peruvian cotton) is the source of this 438-nucleotide messenger RNA. Its product is annotated as basic blue protein. Bases 15 to 374 code for a protein of 119 amino acids. The record is from RefSeq and is a predicted model, not a curated record. Gene Ontology annotation, cellular component: plasma membrane. The transcript has a single exon. Gene Ontology annotation, molecular function: electron transfer activity. Lineage: Eukaryota; Viridiplantae; Streptophyta; Magnoliopsida; Malvales; Malvaceae.